AUGAAUUUCUGUUCAACAUUCAACGAAACGUCGCUUCUCUUGAUUCAUAAUACUCAGCGACUUGCGCAUACUGAGGAUUUGCUGGCGCCCAAUCGUGGCGUUUGUCGCAAGAGCCUCGAUAAAAGUUGCUUCCUGUGGGCGACCCAGCGACAGCAACUUUCUCCGAGCCUAAGCUUCUGGGAUUCUCGUGACACAUUGAAAACUGCGACAUCUACCGAUUCGACCCGACAACGGUGGCCACUGAAGUCUGGUCUCACCAGAAGAUGCCCGCCCACCUGUUGCCGCAAUGAAGACACGAAAGUGCUGCUGGACGUGCACAGAUCCCAGCGAAAAUGUGAAGGAUACGAGCUUCGAUUGUCGUGGCCGAGGGAAGGCGACAACAAACGAGCGCUGAAGGGUAUUGAAGCACCAGCAGUGACGGCCAUUGAACGGUCGAACCCAAGUGUCGUCAAUCCCUUUUUCGUGAAUGCAACUUCGCAUCACAUGGAAUUGUAUGGCUACUCGGCCCUGCAGAGCCAUGGAUGUCAUACAACGCCAUUGUUUCCAAGGCUCCUGAGGCAGCCCCAAAUUGGAGUCGGUUCAUGUUCCAUGAACGCAGAUCUUUUCCAUCACUUUCAAAACUUUGCCUACAGGUCAUUGGUCACAUUUGGUCAGAAUACCUGGAAAAUUCGAAACGCGCUUAUGAGCAUGGCUUUAACCAAAGAUUCAAAUUCCGGGCUUGCUCUUCUCAAUUCGUUACUUUCUUAUGCUUCACUACACCGCCAUGGGCUCAAUGAACAAGCGUUGAAGCUAAAGAUACAGGCAAUUCACUAUCUAUCAACCUCAGUGACCAGCGAGGCCUUGAUCUUGGGGAGAGCGGCUCAGCACGUGGCUGCGUCUAUGGUUCUUGGAGCUUUUGAGAUAAUGCAACCUUCGGAAGGCUCGGGCGAGUGGCUUUUGCACACAUGGGGGGCUGUUGACAUGAUUCAUGCCACUCGACUACAGGACGAACCGCAUGACAGUGACGUUGGUCAAUUGUUGAGCUGGGCUUACUAUCAUGAGACCCAAUCUCGGUUCGCUUUGCACCAUUGGCGCCACAAGUCUUUUAUUCCUACGAAAUCAGUCAAGCAGAAUGAACCCUGGCAGAAUAUACCGCCCGUGAAUCCGACUUAUGCGAUUCUCAAUCUGCUUUCCGAGGUUUGCGACACGCUAGUAGAUCCUCGAGAUCCUCGAAGUCAGGACGAAAGUUACCAGAAUCAGCUCAAGGACCUUGGCGGAAGGGUCCGAGACAUCUCUGUCAAACCAGCCAUCCCAUCGGCUUCAGAUCCGGAGGCCGCCUUCGCUAUCGAACUGUACCAGAUGGCGACUCAGAUCUAUCUUGUACGAGCCUCGCAAAGCCCAUGGGAACCUCCUGCGGACCUUGAUGCUCUGGUGGAGGCGGCUUUCGCGGGACCUGUUCAGUCAUGCACCUGCGAGCACUUCUUUCCCCUACUGAUUCUUGCUUGCGAGGCACAACGUGACGAACAGAGGAUCGGCAUCAUCAAUCUGAUCGAAAGAACCCAAAGAGAUGUUCGAAUACGAAGCAUACAAGCAGUCAAGAAUACCAUACAGUCCAUUUGGGUGCAGCAAGAUCUGCACAAGGAUGACGAUGUGUUGGUGGACUAUCUUGGCACCUUGAGUUCGGCGAUCAGCUCCAGCAAUACAAGUCAACACAGCGAAUGUAAUAGAAUCGUCGUCCCGGAGUCUUCGAUCACAGCCGCACAACAAUUAUUGUUCAUGAGACCCUCUCAGGAGCAGUAA
Molecule: messenger RNA, 1779 nt
Organism: Colletotrichum lupini
Lineage: Eukaryota; Fungi; Ascomycota; Sordariomycetes; Glomerellales; Glomerellaceae
Exons: 9
Coding region: 1-1779 (592 amino acids)
Biological process (GO): positive regulation of transcription by RNA polymerase II
Cellular component (GO): nucleus
Molecular function (GO): DNA-binding transcription factor activity; transcription cis-regulatory region binding
Source: RefSeq, a predicted model, not a curated record